Molecule: messenger RNA, 967 nt
Organism: Microbotryum saponariae
Lineage: Eukaryota; Fungi; Basidiomycota; Microbotryomycetes; Microbotryales; Microbotryaceae
Source: the annotation of a GenBank genome assembly
AUGCCCACCCCUUCUACUUUUACGGCACCCCCACCUCGAUCUCCACCUCCACCUCCUCCACGUACGCUCCUCCUAACAGUCGGUUCCACCUCCUUCACACCCCUCGUCACCUCCCUCCUAUCCACCUCAGUACUCACUACCCUCUCGUCCCUCGGGAUCGAAUCCGUCGUAGCUCAAAUAGGCAACUCGGACCUACCUACUCCUGCCAAACCCGGCUCCACGUCAGCUGAUGACGAAGCUUGGGUCGUAGGCUCUAAUCGAUUGGUUGUUCAAGGCAGGGAAUUGCAAGUGGAGGUGUUGAGGUUUUCAAAUGAUUUGGAGAGCAAGGUCGGGGCAAGUGAUUGGGUGGUCGCUCAUGCUGGUGAGAUUGUGGGGGAGAAAUGGGAGGGCUCGGUGGGGGUGGGGAGGGCGGGCGGGAGGACUGACAUUGUUCAUCUUUUUCGCUACCCCGUAAAUCUCAGGCGCAGGUUCAAUCCUCUCCUUCAUUCGACCCGUCCCGAUAAAUACCAACACGACACCAACACCCCGCCCAGAUAGUGUUCAUCGCAAACUCUUCCUAAUCCCUAACUCGACCCUCAUGGAUUCGCACCAGUCCGACUUGGCCGAUGAGUUUGAGCGGUACGAUUGGGUUGAGGUGAUUAGAGAACCUGAGUGAGUUGAUGGGUGUGGUGUGGAACUGGGGUAUUGACUUUGGAAGAUGUGCGCGGCGGCAUCGAGGAGCAUUCAGGAAGCGGAAGUGUGGCAUAGGUUUUCUAGCGAUCCCUUCAGAUUGAUUAUCGAUUCCUCUCUUCAAUCAAAUAGAAACCUCAAUAACGUCUUCAAGGAAUACCUCAAUUUAUCCGCCCAAACCAGCAAAGACGCCUCAACAACAACGACCACAAAAUCAACUUCAUCAUCAACCCCGAUCCCACCUUUCGACCCCUUCAAGAUCCGCACAAUCUUGGACCAAGUCGUUGGUUACGUCUAA